CGGCGCAGUUCCCGUUCCUGUGGCUGUUCCCGUUCCCCUCGGGCAGGGCCGGGCGGCGGCCGCGUCUCGUCCUCGCUGCCCCCUCCUCCCCCUGCCUCGCAGUGGUCGGCGCCCGUGGCGGGGAGGGCGGGGAGGGAGCGCGGCGCCGCCGCAUGCGUCGCUGAUGGAGCCGGGCUCGGGGCUGCCGCAGCGCAGGGCGGGGGGCGGCGGGCUGGACCUCGGGGCGGGCUCGGCGGCGGGGUCGCCGGCGCUCUCGGGGGGGCAGUCCCGCCGUAGGAAGCAGCCGCCGCGCCCGGCCGACUUCAAGCUGCAGGUGAUCAUCAUCGGGUCGCGGGGGGUGGGCAAGACCAGCCUCAUGGAGCGAUUCACCGACGACACCUUCUGCGAGGCCUGCAAGUCCACCGUGGGUGUUGAUUUUAAAAUCAAAACAGUAGAGCUAAGAGGAAAGAAAAUUAGAUUACAAAUCUGGGACACAGCAGGUCAGGAGAGAUUCAACAGCAUUACCUCAGCUUAUUACAGAAGUGCCAAGGGAAUUAUUUUGGUGUAUGAUAUCACCAAGAAGGAAACAUUUGACGAUUUACCAAAAUGGAUGAAAAUGAUUGAUAAGUAUGCUUCAGAAGAUGCAGAGCUUCUAUUAGUUGGAAAUAAACUGGACUGUGAAGUUGAUCGAGARAUUACUCGGCAGCAGGGAGAGAAGUUUGCACAGCAAAUAACUGGGAUGCGGUUCUGUGAAGCAAGUGCCAAGGAUAAUUUUAAUGUGGAUGAAAUAUUUCUAAAACUUGUUGAUGACAUUCUGAAAAAGAUGCCACUGGAUGUUAUAAGAAAUGAGUUGUCCAACAGUAUCCUGUCCCUGCAACCAGAGCCAGAAAUCCCACCAGAACUGCCUCCUCCAAGGCCACAUGUCCGUUGCUGUUGACUUGUUACUUCCUACAGAGUGAAAAAUAGGAGCAGGAGGGUAAAGAAAGUAUCUGUACUACUCUGCACUACAAUCAUUUGGCAGUUUCUCGUUGCACUUUGUUAUUCGAGUCAGAGCUACACACUAACUUGUAAAUAUGCAAAUAUGCAAUCCUAUGUAGGAUUCAACUAUAACAUUUAAUUAUUACCCCUCUCCCUCACAAUGAUGUUUCGUUCAUUGCCCCAGUGUUAUAUAUACUGUACAGUUGGUGGGGGUUUGCCACACAUCCAGUUGAGGAGGAGGAAAAAUUAAAUCUAUACCUAUUCUUGACAUAAAUGUUGUAAUAGUUCUUUGUUAUUAUAAACAGGCAGGCAGAAGCUCUUCUGGUAUGAAGAUAAGUAUAUGGUGCUUUGCUAACUAUUUUAAAGACAAUUUUUUUAAAAACAGAGGACUUUAUGUACAAAGCUUCCAUAAUCAGCAUUAUGUUUCCUUUUAAUGUAGUGAAAACAUUUUUGGCUGUAGCAUCCUCUGCUGACUGGAUUUAUUGAAAAGCUAAGUUUAAAUUUUGGCAGUAUUUUAUUUAUUUUCUUUUAUACUGCACCCUUUCUUUGUGUACCAAGACAUCACAUCUGGUGCAGAUCUGAGAUUGCACUUUGAAAUAGCAUAUAAAAUUUUCUGCAUAAACAUAAAUUUGGUUACAAGAAUCAUUAAGUUUUAAUAAAAGAACGGAGAUAUAUUCGAGCUCUAAAAUAAGGUAUAAAAAUCAAUGCUGCUGUCCUAGACAAAUUCUUGGGGAAAAAAAAAAAAAAAGAAAAUUAAGAUGAUACAUUUUCCUGUGUUAAGGAAUAUAUAUGUGUAUUUUUGUCUGGACAUCUGUAGGGUCAGGGGGAAGGGAACCUGAGGUAAAAUUAUUUUCUUUCCUAAUGGUGGAAAUUAUUCCCAUCAAGCAAAUACUGUGUUAGGAUUUUGUCUGAUAAUGAACUUGUGAAUUAUAUCUUUGGUAUAUCUUUUUGUUAAAUGCACUGUUUAGUUUAGCUGUGGUAAAUCAGUAGAUACAUAUUUGAAUAACUUGGUGUGUCCUGAAUGUUGUGGUAUUGAAAAAACAUUGUGGUCUUUCUAAACUAAUGAAGUGCAAAUAAAAUUUUGUAUUUAUGAA
Messenger RNA from Malurus melanocephalus (red-backed fairy wren), 2051 nucleotides. It is a transcript of the gene RAB12, whose product is annotated as RAB12, member RAS oncogene family. NCBI's taxonomy places the organism in Eukaryota, Metazoa, Chordata, Aves, Passeriformes, Maluridae. Gene Ontology annotation, cellular component: endosome; synaptic vesicle; plasma membrane. Bases 164 to 916 code for a protein of 250 amino acids. The transcript is spliced from 6 exons. The record is from RefSeq and is a predicted model, not a curated record. Gene Ontology annotation, biological process: Golgi vesicle fusion to target membrane; cellular response to insulin stimulus; regulation of exocytosis. Gene Ontology annotation, molecular function: GTPase activity; GTP binding.